AUGAAUAACAGCGAUGCUUAUAACGGUGGUGCUUAUAACAAAAUGCCCUUCAACAACAAUAGUAAUGGAAUGACGAGCAAUGGAAUUACUGCAGCACCGCCCAGACCACGUAAGACAUGCGAGCAAUGCGUGAACCUUAAUCACCAAUUAAAAAUCAAGGACACCGAAAUUCGAGCAAGAGACACUCGAAUAAGCUACCUACAAGGCCAACUGCUCGAAGGCAAAGACAAACUUUUGGCCAAAGACGCACAAUCGGAGAACUUUUUUAUGAAGCUGAGUCAGAAACAAGAAGAUCUCUUAAAACUACACGCGAAAUUCACGCAGGUUCUCGCGGACAAAGACAUACAGAUUCAACAUCUACAUCAGAAGCUGGAUAGAAAACAAGAGGAUCUCUCGGAAAAAGAAUCAGAGAUCAAGCAUUUGUUGGAAAAGUUGAAUCUUCGACCGAAAGACCUCUCGGAAAAAGAUGCAACGAUUCAGGAAAUGCACGAAAUGUUGAGUCAUAUGCAGUCGACGUUGAAUGGGUACGCGGGGACAAUGAAGACAGGAAAAAAUGAGAAUAAUAGGUUUGAACGUCCAUGGAGACUAGAAUCAGCUGACGAUGGAGCUAGAGUCAGACCGAAUGGCCCUUCUAAAAAUAUGGAAGUGUCUUGGAGAGCGAAUGGACCUGCCCGUAAAGUAAGCAGAGAUGAUGUUGAUAAUAAUAUCAGAACCAUCACAAGGGAAAAUGGCGAACCGAAUAAUCUAAUUGAUUGGUCGACUUCAAAUUUCGAAUUUCCUGAUACUGCUGUGUUCAAAUUACUUGUCUUGGAAUUAGAAUCGUCAAUGAAAGAAGACGAAAUUGCCCGCGCCUUCCAUAAUCAAUUUAAAGGAGCAAAAGCUGUCAACGUUGAAGUUCCACAAGGAAAGAGAAUUGGCAUCAUCACCGUAGAUUCAGAAGAAAAAUUGCAAGAAGCACUAGCUCGUGGGAUUUUACGAGUGCAUGGAAAACCAUUAGAGUUAAAAAGAAGGAUUGCAUCGCAAAAAUGUCGUGAACUUCAUCGUAUUAAAUAUUCAGAUGCACAACUUCUGUUAAUAUAUAAACAAAGAGAUGGACGUAAACAAAACUGCCUUGUUCCAAUUCCUGAUUCAUCUGAGAAACAAGAACUAGUAAAAACUGAUAUAGAUCUCGGUUAUGCUAUGACUGUACAUACUAGUCAAGGGAUGACACUCGAGGCUCCACAACGAGUUUGGGUUAUUGAUGAACAUUUGGCAUGGGAUAACCUAAUUUAUCUUGCAAUAGAUCAUGUAGAAUAUUUGAAUCAACUUAUGUGGAUUGAAGAACCUACUGAUCUGUCUACUGGAGGAAUCUCGGUAUGUCGCGAGGGAGUUCUACGACCACGACCAAGUCUACAAGAUGGAACAGGAACAGGACCACCUGUAGCAGGUCAGGCCACCGGAAGAGCUGAGAUAGAUGAUUUAUUUGAAACAUGCUUGACUGGUGAUGCACAAAUCUGGUAUACAAAUGAAAUCAAAGAUCGAAAUUACCAACUUGAUAAUAUUCUUGACAAUGCAACAAUAGCAAAUAUAACAGCUUUUCGAGCAUUAAAUAAUGGUAGUUUAACUGUGACAUGGCCUCUAAAUGGUCUCAAUGAUCCUAUAUCAAAUCUUGCUGGGUAUGAUGAAGAUGGCUAUGAAGUUUAG
Ambispora gerdemannii is the source of this 1683-nucleotide messenger RNA. The record is from the annotation of a GenBank genome assembly. NCBI's taxonomy places the organism in Eukaryota, Fungi, Glomeromycota, Glomeromycetes, Archaeosporales, Ambisporaceae.